AUGAGUGGUAAAGCGGAUGAUGAAGCAAAAUCUUCACUUGUUGGCAUACCUCUUGAACUCAUCGAGAAAGUCUGCGAUUAUCUCGGAUAUAAAGGUAUACAGAAGUUUCGAUUAACAAGCAAGACUUGGGCGACAGCUGGAAUGAGAAAACUCGUUCAAAGUUUGAUCGUUAUAUACACUAUUGAGAGCUUCGAAAAAUUACGCAAUAUCUCGAAACACCCCGAGCUGUCGAAGUUUGUUAGGAUCAUACACUAUGCGCCAAGGAUUUUGGAGACGAAUGCAACGGUCCGUUAUCGCUACAAGUAUAACGCAGUUGCAGAAGCGCCUUCCUGUGUUCCACGUACGGAUCUGGAAAGGCUACGGAGCUCCCCUGGCUGUAUAGCUUUUAAUCAGAUGUUCGAGAAACAGCGUUCAAUGAAGAGGGGAGAAUAUAGUAGAAGGGCAUUCUUACAAAUAUUGCCAAAUUUCACUGGCUUGAUAGGUUUUCGCGUGGACCCACUCUGCCAUUACCAUCAAAGUCUGAGUUUCUACUCCAGUUUUGAACCUGGUGAAAGUGCUCUAGUGGACGUGGACACCGAUGAGUUUCGCGAAGAAGCUCUAGUAUUUCUUGCCGCCGCGGUUAAGGCUGGCACGAAGCUGCAGUAUUUGCACCUUGAUAACGUAACCUUUAAUAUGCUGUCUGGCGUUUCAAUCGACGCAGGUACCAUAUUUCAAGGAUUAGAUAGAAGAUAUCUUCGUCACCUCGAUAUUAGUCUAACAAUAUAUUCAGCGGAUGAUAUCAGCAAUGCUAACUUGGUGGGAUUGCUACAAAAUAGCUUAAAACUUGAAUACCUUGCCCUCACAGUCAGCUCGCCUUGGUACGAAUUUUCCCAAGGCUGGAGCGAUGUCACAAGGAGUGUGACAUUGCCAAAUUUGAAAACCCUAAAGAUUUACGGUACGUUGAGUAAAAGUAGUACUCUUGCUGCUUUUCUCAAGAGACAUGCUAGGACCCUUAAAUCUUUACAGAUGACGUCGUACUACUUGCAUGACGAUGUCAAAUUGUGGUCUGAGAUUUUCGAUGCAAUCCAAAAUGAUAUGGAUCUUCAUGAGGUGGAUCUUAGAGGCGGUGUAUUCUCAAGGAACUUUUAUUCUAGCCCUGCUAUCCCGCGCGGUGUUGACGACGUAUUUAUUGAUUUGGAGCACACCUAUUUGGGUCACAGUUUUGAGUCAUUAUUGGAAGACCGCCUAUUGAACCGGAAUGUUUUGGCGCAAGAAUGCAAGCUCACCCUGAAAGAGCUUUGGGAAGGGUAUGUUGACUACGUAACAGCCAAUGAAGAAGAGCCGUUGACAAGACGCCGAGUAUGUCACUCGGCAAUUGCAUGGAAAUGGGAAGAUGAUGAGAUAGAAGAUGGCGAAUGA
Messenger RNA from Sclerotinia borealis F-4128, 1398 nucleotides. The record is from the annotation of a GenBank genome assembly. NCBI's taxonomy places the organism in Eukaryota, Fungi, Ascomycota, Leotiomycetes, Helotiales, Sclerotiniaceae.